UUCAGGCUCUAGGGUUCAUACAGCUCCUCGAGAUCUCUCAUCCCUUCUCCCCAACAACAACAACAACAAUAAUACACUAUAAUAUGGUUGAUGGCAAUGAAAAUCGGGGUGAAGAGAAACGGUGUGCACAAGUGGCGGUGGAAAGUGUCAUAACAUGGGGUGAAGCAGCAGGUAUAGCGGAUAUAUCUCAAGACUUGGCUCGGUCUAUUGCUGCUGAUGUCACAUACAGAUUACGACAAACACUAAAUGUGUGUGGCCAGUUUCUGAAACAUUGUAAACGUCGCCGGCUCACCCCAGAUGACAUAAAUCGUGCUUUGAAAUGGAUGGAUGUCACUUCUGUAAUGGGAUAUACAGGUAGUGAGCCAGUUGAGUGGCAGGCAAUACCAGAGGUUGGUGUUCAUAUUGCUCAUGACCCUACAGUCAAUCUUGCAAGUACAGCCCUUAGUGGAGACAUCUUUCAUCAACCUGGUAGUCCAUGUGUUAGAGUAUCUGGGUGUAUGAUCAAACAUGAUGCUGUGCGCCCUCAAGCAUUUAUCAGUAAGAUUCUAGCCAAGACAAUAAAUUUGUUUGAAGACCUUGAGGAGAAUCAAGAGUUCCAAAGCGUGUCAGAUCAGAAUUCAUUUCCACUGAUGGCAUGCAUUUCUGUUAAGGAGUACCACAGCAGUCAUGCUGGAGACGCAUCACUAUGCAUUGGGCAGCUCCACUGUUUUAGUGGUGCAGGAGUUGGAUUGUCACUUCAGAUAAUGUGUGAAGAUGUAUCAACAUCUCCUGGUAUAAGUGCUUUGGUGAGCCCUAUUGUUGGAGGGCUUGUAAGAGGUGCACAGCGUGCUCGACAGAAGCCCUGCAUAUUGCGGAGAAUUCUUUUAUUAAUAAGGGCUCUUCUCUUGAAUCCUCACCUGCAUCUUGGUCCUCAAAAUUAUAUGCGGGAUUUAGUUAAUGUGUUGGUAUACUGCAUCAUCAUUGAACGAAAGUCUCCACAGGAUACUCAAAUGAUUCGCAGCUUGGCAUGCAAUGUGCUAAUUCAGGUUGUGUCAAGAGAACCAGGAUGUCGAGGAACUUGGGAAACGGUUGUGAGCAGUCUUGGUGGAGUUGUGGCCAGCAGCAGUCGUCCAUGGGGUCAGCAUGUAGGGGCAUUAAUUGGCCUUCUGACACUGGGGGCCCCUGCUCUGUUAAACAGCCUCACACCCAUUGCUCGAUCUUAUUAUAAUCGCCUAACUCAUGCUAUCUCUCAGUCACCAACAGCUAGUACCCGAGAUAUUCUAGAUGCACAUACAUCUAAUUGCUUGUUAUUGGCUGGCCUAGUGAAUGUCAUGACCACCUUUGUGAAAAGCCUUCCAGACACCAUAGUAAUGUUUUCAUCCUCUAAAUCAUCAUCAUGCGUCUCUACUAACACAGUCUCCCCUAUCGGAAUUGUUGAUGGAGAUGUGACAUUUGAGCAAAUACAGGAGAUCUAUAAAUUAGGAGAGGAAUCAUAUGGACUGCUUUCAUUCUCCAAUUCCUGGAGUGCUGGCCUAGUGAAUGUCAUGACCACCUUUGUGAAAAGCCUUCCAGACAGCAUAGUAAUGUUUUCAUCCUCUAAAUCAUCAUCAUGCGUCUCUACUAACACAGUCUCCCCUAUCGGAAUUGUUGAUGGAGAUGUGACAUUUGAGCAAAUACAGGAGAUCUAUAAAUUAGGAGAGGAAUCAUAUGGAUCUGCUUUCAUUCUCCAGAUUCCUGGAGUGUAUCUCUGUUGUACACCUAACCAGGUCCCAAGUUUCUUACAAUCUUCUGUCUACCGUGAUCAAGCAAUAUCAGGAGAUGCACUUCUCAAUCCACCUGCAGCUAAACGAUCCAGAUCCAAGCUCCAUCAAUCUACAAGCAAACCUAGGCCAAGAAGAAAUCAACCAUAUUCUCCAUCUCAACUAUUUGAUGGAUACAAAGCCCUUACUGAAAUGAGGUCACACAUACAAAUGAAUAUUAGAGGCUGUUGGAAAAAAAGCAUAAACAAACUUAAAAGAAGGAAUUCCUCUCUUCCUGCAGUUAUUCCUCAUGCUCACCGUCCACUUCUUGCUCGCUAUUGUUCUCGUCUCACUGGUUGUAUGCCUCAUAAUACUUUUACAAGGCCAUUAUUUUCACCUUUAAAACCAGGAUACACUUUGCAGUAUCUUCUCCUCUGAACUGUUUUCAGUUUAUUCUAUACAGGGUUAGCCUAUGUCUUUUUUGAUAUAAAAUAUGACCUUUAAUAUUAAUUUAGGAAUACACCUGCUUGAGCUGACAGUGAUCAUCCUUUGUCCAUAAAUACUUUUAUCACUGAUAUUAUUAUUACCAUCAGAACUAAGCGCUAAACCCACAAGGGUCACACAGCACUGCUUUCAUUGAUAAUUAUUUUUUUUUUUUCCAACAAGUUGGCUGUCUCCCACCGAGGCAGGGUGACCCAAAAAAGAAAGAAAAUCCCCAAAAAGAAAAUGCUUUCAUCAUCAUUCAACACUUUCACCACACUCACACAUAAUCACUGUUUUUGCAGAGGUGCUCAGAAUACAACAGUUUAGAAGCAUAUACGUAUAAAGAUACACAACAUAUCCCUCCAAACUGCCAAUAUCCCAAACCCCUCCUUUAAAGUGCAGGCAUUGUACUUCCCAUUUCCAGGACUCAAGUCCGACUAUAUGAAAAUAACCGGUUUCCCUGAAUCCCUUCACUAAAUAUUACCCUGCUCACACUCCAACAGAUCGUCAGGUCCCAAGUACCAUUCGUCUCCAUUCACUCCUAUCUAACACGCUCACGCACGCUUGCUGGAAGUCCAAGCCCCUUGCCCACAAAACCACCUUUACCCCCUCUCUCCAACCCUUUCGAGGACGACCCCUACCCCGCCUUCCUUCCCCUAUAGAUUUAUAUGCUUUCCAUGUCAUUCUACUUUGAUCCAUUCUCUCUAAAUGACCAAACCACCUCAACAACCCCUCUUCUGCCCUCUGACUAAUACUUUUAUUAACUCCACACCUUUUCCUAAUUUCCACACUCCGAACUUUCUGCAUAAUAUUUACACCACACAUUGCCCUUAGACAGGACAUCUCCACUGCCUCCAACCGUCUCCUCGCUGCUGCAUUUACCACCCAAGCUUCACACCCAUAUAAGAGUGUUGGUACUACUAUACUUUCAUACAUUCCCUUCUUUGCCUCCAUAUAGUUUUUGACUCCACAUAUACCUCAAUGCACCACUCACCUUUUUUCCCUCAUCAAUUCUAUGAUUAACCUCAUCCUUCAUAAAUCCAUCCACCAACACGUCAACUCCCAAGUAUCUGAAAACAUUUACUUCUUCCAUACUCCUCCUCCCCAAUUUGAUAUCCAAUUUUUCUUUAUCUAAAUCAUUUGAUACCCUCAUCACCUUACUCUUUUCUAUGUUCACUUUCAACUUUCUACCUUUACACACAUUCCCAAACUCAUCCACUAACCUUUGCAGUUUUUCUUUAGAAUCUCCCAUAAACACAGUAUCAUCAGCAAAAAGUAACUGUGUUAAUUCCCAUUUUGAAUUUGAUUCCCCAUAAUUUAAUCCCACCCCUCUCCCGAACACCCUAGCAUUUACUUCUUUUACAACCCCAUCUAUAAAUAUAUUAAAAACCAUGGUGACAUUACACAUCCCUGUCUAAGACCUACUUUUACCGGAAGUAGUCUCCCUCUCUUCUACACACCCUAACCUGAGCCUCACUAUCCUCAUAAAAACUCUUUACAGCAUUUAGUAACUUACCACCUAUUCCAUAUACUUGCAACAUCUGCCACAUUGCUCCCCUAUCCACUCUAUCAUAUGCCUUUUCUAAAUCCAUAAAUGCAAUAAAAACUUCCCUACCUUUAUCUAAAUACUGUUCACAUAUAUGCUUCAAUGUAAACACUUGAUCUACACAUCCCCUACCCACUCUGAAACCUCCUUGCUCAUCCGCAAUCCUACAUUCUGUCUUACCUCUAAUUCUUUCAAUUAUAACCCUACCAUACACUUUUCCUGGUAUACUCAAUAAACUUAUUCCUCUAUAAUUUUUACAAUCUCUUUUGUCCCCUUUCCCUUUAUAUAAAGGGACUAUACAUGCUCUCUGCCAAUCCCUAGGUACCUUCCCCUCUUUCAUACAUUUAUUAAACAAAAGUACCAACCACUCCAACACUAUAUCCCCCCCUGCUUUUAACAUUUCUGUCAUGAUCCCAUCAGUUCCAGCUGCUUUACCCCCUUUCAUUCUACGUAAUUAUUGUUAAUAUUCUUAAAUUGCCCUAGGUAGUAGGUUGGUAGACAGCAACCACCCAGGGAGGUACUACUGUCCUACCAAGUGAGUGUAAAAUGAAAGCCUGUAAUUGUUUUACAUGAUGGUAGGAUUGCUGGUGUGUUUUUUGUCUCAUAAACAAGCAAAAUUUCAGGUAUGUCUUGCUACUUCUACUUACACUUAAGUCACACUACACAUGCAUGUACAAGCAUAUAUAUACAUGCCCUCUGGGUUUUCUUCUAUUUUCUUAUUCUUGUUCUUGUUGUUUAUUUCCUCUUAUCUCCAUGGGGAAGUGGAACAGAAUUCUUCCUCUGUAAGCCAUGCGUGUCGUAAGAGGUGACUGAAAUGCUGUGAGCAAGGGGCUAGUAACCCCUUCUCAUGUAUACAUUACUAAAGGCAAAAAGAGAAACUUUUGUUUUUCUUUUUUGGGCCACCCUGCUUUGGUGGGAUAUGGCCAUUUUGUAGAAAGAAAGAAGAGAUUCUCAGGUUUCUUUAUCUGUAUAUUUAUUUUUUUUUGGUUGACCAACACCUGGCUACAGAGCUCUCUUUUCUCUCCUGUCAUUCACUUUCUAUAGUUAUGAUAUGCUUGGAGGCCUUACUACUCUACCUCAUUUUUUCAUCUAAUCCAGCAGUCUACAAGUAUUUGCAAAAAAAUAAUUUCUUCUAGGUGAGUACAUAAUAUUAAAUUACACCGUGUAUACUGGUAAAGCUUGGAUUGUACAGGAAAUACCUAUAAUAGGAAAGCCCUACAGCCUAAACAAUCUAUUCCAAAUACAGUGGUACCCUGAAUUUCGGCCAUAAUGCGUUUCAGAAGGCUGUUCAAGUGCCGUUACUGAACAAAUUUGUUUCCAUAAGGAAUAAUUUAAAUUAGAUUAGUCCAUUUCAGACCUACAAAAGCACUUACAAAAAUACACUUACAUAAUUGUUCAAGUUGGGAGCUGUUUGAAAUUCAAGGUACUACUGUACUGUAUUUUACAGUGGUGUUGAGGAUGCUCUCAUCAUCCCCCCUUCCCCAAGUCUGAUUGGCUAAAUUUUGGAAAAAAUAAGAAACUGUACCCAUGGUAAUAACGGUAAUAAAGUUAUGUUAAGCCUGAGGCACUACAUAUAAAAACACGUGUUGAUGGUUCAUUCUGCGUUUUUUUUUAUCACUGACACAGCUGAUUGGCAGGUUUGCCAGUCGACUAAAACAAAUCAUCAUACUUAUUAACAUGUGUAAAUUACAUAGGAUAAUCCAAAAAGUUAGACAUGUGACUUAUUUCCCUUGAGGCCUUGAUUUCAACUGGAGUCCUUGAUUUUCAUGGUCUCUCUGUAAUGAAUAGUUCUUCAGUUCUCUUGUGAUUGGCAGUAUUUUUGUGUCUUUCAGUUUGUGGCUGUCUCCUUACCAUCAUUGCUGUACCUUUACCUUUGAAGAGUUUCACUACUCUCGGAGCCUGGCCAUGGGCCAGGCUCGUCUGGUGCUUGCCUGGUCAACCAGGCUGUUGCUGCUGGAGGUCCACUGCCCCACAUUUCCAUUACAGCCUGGUUGAUCUGGCACCUGCUGAAGAUACUUGUCCAGUUUCCUCUUGAAGGCUUCUACACUUGUUCCAGCCGUGUUUCUGAUAUCUUCUGGUAAGAUGUUGAAUAGUCUGGGACCCCGGAUGUUGAUACAGUGUUCCCUUAUUGUCCCCACUGCACCCCUGCUCCUCACUGGGCUUAUUUUGAACUUCCUCCCAUGUCUCUCACUCCAGUAUGUUGUUAUGACAGUGUGCAGAUUUGGGACCAGGCUCUCUAGUACUUUCCAGUUAUAUAUUAUCAUGUGUCUCUCCUUUGACUCAUUGUGAGCCGUAAACGUUCUUUGUAUUUGUUCCAGCUCUGAUAUUUCUCCUGCUUUGAACGGGGCUGCCAACACUGAGCAAUAUUCUAAAUGAGGGUGCACUAGCGAUUUGAAGAGUGUCACCAUCAGCAUUAUUUCCCUUGUUUUGAAAGUUCUCAAUACCCGCCACAUCAUCUUCCUGGCUGUCAUGAUCUGUCUUGUUAUGGUCUUUAACCCUUAAACUGUCCAAACGUAGAUCUGCAUUCACUCGCAUAGUGCUUCGAACGUAGAUCUAUGUUUUUUUUUUUACAUUGUUUCAAAUGGAGAAAAUCAAGGUCGGAGCACUGCGCACGUAAACGUAGAUCUAUGUUUGGACAGUUUAAGGGUUAAAAGAAAGGUCAGCUGACAUAAUUAUUCCCAGGUCUUUACAUGUUCCUUUUGCUCUGUUUGGUGACCCCUCUGAGUUUUGUAUAUAGUGUUCCUUUUAAGUUCUUUCCAUACCUAAGCAGCUGGAACUUAUCAUCAUUGAACAUCAUGUUCUUCAUUGCCCACUGGAAAACCCUGUUUGUGUCAUCCUGUAAUUUUUCAGUGUCCUUUUCCGUAGUGAAUUUCAUGCUUAUUUUAGUGUUGUCUGGAAAUGAUACAAAAGCGUGAUGGGUGUUUUUAUCUAUGUCUGCUAUGAGGAUGAGAAACAGCAGAGGUGCCAGGACAGUGCCUUGGGGCACUGAGCUUUUUACCUCAUUAAUGCUGGAUCUUGCUCUGUUUACUACUACUGUUUGUUUUCUGUGUGUUAGGAACCCAAAAAUCCAUCUGCCUAUCUUCCCUGUAAUGCCCAUGGCCCUCAUUUUGUGCGCUAUCACUCCAUGAUAACAUUUGUCAAACGCCUUUGUAAAAUCCGUGUAGAUCACAUUGCGUUUUGGUCGUCUUUGUCAUAAUGGUUCAGCAGCUGUGACAGGCAUGAUCGUCCUGCUCUAAAACCCUGCCAGUUUGGGUUAUGCUGGUUGUGCUGGUCCAUAAAAUUUGUAAUCUGCCGUCUCGUCACUCUUUUGAAGAUUUUUAUGAUGCAAGAAGUUAGGGUUACUGGUCUGUAAUUUUUAGCUUGUGUUCUACUACCUCCCUUAUGCAAAGGAGCUGUCUGCACUCUUUAAGGCCUCUGGUAUUUCACCUAGAACUAAGCUCUUUCUCCAAGGAAUACUGAGGGCUCGUGCUAGUGGCACUUGGCACUUCUUUAUAAAUAGGGCAUUCCAUGAAUCUGGUCCAGGUGCUGAGUGACUGGGCUUGUUAUCCAUUUCUUUUUCAAAAUCUAUGGGAUUUUUACUAAUGUCAGUUAGUUGGUCUGUGCAGCCUUCUGCGGGAGUGAAAAAUAUUUCUGCAUUUUCUGCCUUGCUCUCAUGUAGUGUUUAGUGCUUCUUUUUGAUUAUAAUAAUAAUAAUCUCAUGUAGUGGGUUGCUGAACACUGACUCAUACUGUUCUUUUAGGAUUUCACUCAUUUCCUGUUCAUCAUCAGUAUACAGAUCUCCUCAAUAAUGGUCCAAUUCUUCAGGUAGUUCUUAACUUGGAUUUUGCAUAGGAAUAGAAAUAUUUUGGGUUUCUUGCAAUAUCCUGCAUUUCCCUAUGUUCCCUUUGGACUUCUGUUAGAUAUGACAUCCUAUGUUUUUGCUCUAAUUCAGUGAUCUCUCGGCUAAGUCUAUCUUUCCUCUGUUGUGACAUAUUUGUUUUUUUAAGCAAUUCAGUAACUUGUUUUCUCUGUACCGUCUCCUACACACACACUUUCUACAUCUGAUCUUCUGGGUUUCUUCAAUGGUACAUGCUUCAUACAUACCUUGUAUGCUUCUGUAUUCAGCUUCUCUCCCCUCAAGGGAGGUUCCUUGAUGCUGGUGAGGUGCUCUUGAUCUAGGGAAUUGGAUCUGUUCUCCAGUUCCCUGAAUUAAGCCUGAAUACCCUCCAUCCCCCUCCCCCCACAUGCACUGUAUAAUCCUACAGCUUUAGCACUCCCCAAUUAUUAUAAUUAUAUUCUGCUUCUCUAGGCACUGGUGGGGAUUUAGGGUGCUCAUGUCUGAUUCCCAGGAUAUGUCUGAUAGCUCAUGGUUUAGUUUUUCCGAGUCAAUUCUGUGGUUGUUAGAAUUAAACUUUCUGAACAUCCCAUCUCUGCAUUGGCCAUACUUGUCUUACCCAUGGAUAUCUCAUGGAGCAACAUCCUGUUCCUCUCUGUGAGGUUUGUCGGGUCCCUGUUUCAGUUUGUCACUUUCUUGUGGAUUGUCCAGUUUACCAGUGAGCUCACAGAAUUUACCUCCACCAUCACCACCACUCUUGCUUUAUCUUCUCUCCUUGCUGACGGCCCUGAUUUCGACUUGCGCUCACUUUUUGACUCGUCAGCACCUGCUUUACUACACAAACUGACAUAUAGCCUUUAGCGUCCCUUCCAGCCCUUUUCUUCCUUCACCUCUGAUCCCCUUCUUAACUAGCUGUUUAUAGACCCAGUACUAUUUUCUGCCCCACAGCACUACAUGACCCUUGUCAGUUUAGAUCUUCCAUAGACAAAGAACUUUGUCCAUGGAAACAAAGAGGGGAAUGUAUGAGAGUAUAGUUAUACCAACACUCUUAUUUGGGUGUGAAGCAUGGGUGGUGAAUGUUGCAACAAGGAGAAGGCUGGAGGCAGUGGAGAUGUCGUGUCCGAGGGCAAUGUGUGGUGUGAAUACGAUGCAGAAAAUUCGUAGUUUGGAAAUUAGGAGGUGUGGGAUUACCAAAACUUUUAUCCAGAGGGCUGAGGAGGGGUUGCUGAGGUGGUUCAGACAUGUAGAGAGAAUGGAACAAAAUAGAAUGACUUUGUAUAAAUCUGUAGUGGAGGGAAGGUGGGGUAGGGGUCAGCCUAGUAAAGGUUCGAGGGAGGUAAAGGAGGUUUUGUGUGCUUGGACUUCCAGCAAGCAUGCGUGAGCGUGUUAGAUAAGAGCGAAUGAAGACAAAUGGUUUUUAGGACUUUACAUGCUGUUAGAGCGUGAGCAAGGUAAUGUGAAGGGAUUCAGGGAAACCGGCAGGCCAGACUCGAGUCCUAGAGAAGGGAAGUACAGUGCCUGCACUCUGAAGGAGGGGUGUUAAUGUUGUAGUUUUAUAACUGUAGUGUAAGCACACCUCUGGCAAGACAGUGAUGGAGUGAAUGAUAAUGUUUUUCUUUUUUGGGCCACCCUACCUUGGUGGGAAAUGGCCGAUGUGUUAAAUAAAAAAAAAUCAGUAUCGCUCAGUUUAGCUGCAACUGAACAUUUGCAGGCUACUCACUCAUUUGAUUCGCAUACAAUAUGUGAAUUGGACCUGACUGGCCAUGUUCUCUUUCUACUCAGUGCAUUCAAGUGGAUGUGCCUGUAGAAUUGGUGUAUAAAUCUGGAAUGGAGGUAGGAGGGAGUUAUCCCAGGGAUGGUUGGGAAGGAAAAGGUAACGGAGGCUUUGAGUUUAACCACUGAGGUUUGUGCCAUAGUACUACGGGUUUGAGCUCAGGGUUUGUGCCAUAGAACUAAGUGAUCUCAGCUCUCUCAGAUAAGGAGUGAGUGGUAAAUUUGGGCCUAGUUAUGAGAGAAUGGGUCUGUGCAACAAGUGUGCACCAUAUAAAAAAAAAAUCCUGCCCCUACGCAGUACAUGAGAAAAAAUAAUCAUGAAUUGGUCUAAAAUAGCGACCUUGCAGUGUAUUCCCUGUUUUGUUUUAGAACAAAGUAGCUUGAAAUUGAGCUCAAUGUAGCAGAAAUGUUUGAAUUUUGCAUAUUCCAGACGACACAAAUUACAUCGCUCAUCCAGUACGCAUCCAACUGGUCAGUCUAAUACGUGUUCGUGAAUGUGCCAACACUAUUUAUAGUUAUUACAGCACAGUAAUCUGCAUGCAGGUAAAUCUUUUUUUUUUUUUUUUUUUAUGUAUGCACUUGCUGGCGAGAUUAUGUCUCCACCAUCACCUCUGCUUCCUCUAUGAGUGCAGUCUGGAAAAAAGUACGAAAACUGAGUGGUAAAUAUUCUCCUGACCCGGCUCCUGUUCUGCAGGUUGCCGGUGUUGAUAUAGCAAACCCACUGGAUGUUGCCAAUGAAAUUGGCAAUCAUCUGGUCCGUAUUUCUCAGGGGAUCCAUUUAUGCCCCUCGUUUCUUUCCUCAAAGUCUGCCAGAGAGUUAGCACCCUUGGACUUUUCUUCUCUCAGAGAAGAACAGUAUAAUGUGCCUUUUACACUUCAGGAACUGGAGGCAACACUCUUAGCUUACCGAUCAUCGGCAGCUGGGCCCGACGACAUUCAUAUUCGUAUGCUACAACAUUUACAUCAGUGAGCCUUUGCAGUCCUAUUAUGCCUUUUCAAUCUUAUUUGGUCACAGGGAGUUCUUCCACAGCUGUGGAAAUCUGCCAUUGUUCUCCCUUUCCGCAAACCGGGUACUACGGGACAUGAAGCCUCCCACUAUUGUCCCAUUGUUCUUACCAGUGCAGUUUGCAGUGAUGGAACGCCUGGUAAAUAGACAUUUAGUGUGGUAUUUAGAGACACACAACAGUCUCUCCACUCGUCAAUAUGGCUUUUGUAAGGGCUGUUCUACCAUAGACCCCUUACUAUGCUUAGGUAUGUAUGUUCGUAAUGCCUUUGCGAAUAACCACUCAGUUAUUGCCAUAUUUUUUGACCUUGAGAAGGCAUAUGACACAACUUGGAGGUAUAAUAUUUUGGCCCAAGCCCACUCCUUAGGCCUUCAAGGCAAUCUACCAUCCUUCCUUAAGAACUUUUUAACUGACAGGCAUUUCCGUGUUCGGGUUAAUAAUGUGCUCUCCCUGGACUUUAUCCAAGAUGAAGGUGUCCCCCAGGGAUGUGUUCUGAGCACACUUUUCCUCCUUGCUAUAAAUGAUUUGGCCUCUAGUCUUCCAUCCAAUAUUUGGUCAUCACCCUAUGUUGAUGACUUUGCUAUUGCAUGUGCAGGCGCUGACUGUCGCCUCAUUACAGCUUCUCUCCAACAUGCAGUCGACCGUGUUUCCAAUUGGGCCACCACACAUGGGUUUAAAUUUUCCAGUACCAAAACUCACCAAAUUACUUUCACUAGACGCUCUGUCAUCUUCAAUCAUCCUUUGUACCUCUAUGGCUCCUGUAUCCCUGAAUGUGAUACAGUCAGGUUUCUAGGCCUCCUCUUUGACCGUAAGUUAUCCUGGAAACCUCGCAUUACCUCUCUGAAGGCAACUUGUCACAGCCGGCUGAACCUUCUUAAAACCCUUGCUCAACUUUCACGGGGAGCUGAUCGUCGAACUCUCCUUCGCCUACAUUCUGCCCUCAUUUUAUCGAAACUUGAUUAUGGUGACCAGAUCUAUUCAGCGGCCUCUCCUGCUACUCUCUCUAGCCUUAACCCCAUUCAUCACCAAGGAUUACAUUUAUGCCUUGGUGCUUUUCGCUCUUCCCCUGUUGAGCCCCUCUAUGCAGAAGCGAAUGUUCCAUCCUUAUUCGAUCGCCAUGAUGCCCAUUGCCUUCGCUACUAUGUACGCUCUCAUGAUCUCUGCAAUCCUUCCAUUUAUAGAAUGGUCACCAAUAUUAGUAGACAUUAUUUGUUCGCUGCCCCUGUUUGCUCCGUCCCUUCUCCCUUUGCCUACAUUUGCUCUUGUCUUCUCUUCAUUUACCACCUUUCUAUGUUCAUGUAGCAUCUCACUUUUCCCUACCAUCCCUGGGAAGUUCCAGCUGUUUGAGUCUGUUCUUUCUCACUCCCUUGCUCGAAAGCCCAACUGUCUACGGUAGCUUCCCACUCUUUUUCUUGACCACUUCCACUCUCAUUCUCAUGCCAUUGCAGUGUACACAGAUGGCUCUAAGUCUUCUGACGGCGUAGGAUUUGCAGCAGUGUUUCCAGACAGCGUUAUACAAGGGCAUUUACUAUCUUCGGCUAGUAUCUUUACUGCUGAAUUGUAUGCCAUUCUUGCAGCACUUAUCCGUAUUGCAUCUAUGCCUGUGUCAUCAUUUGUGGUUGUCUCAGACUCCCUUAGUGCCUUACAGGCUAUACAGAAAUUUGAUACACCUCACCCCUUGGUCCUCCGUAUCCAACUUUGGCUACGCCGCAUCUCUUCCAAGCAUAAAGAUAUCGUUUUUUGUUGGGUCCCUGGUCAUGUUGACGUACAGGGCAAUGAACAGGCAGACACUGCUGCGCGGUCAGCAGUACAUGACCUACCAGUUUCAUAUAGAGGCGUUCCAUUUACGGACUAUUUUGCUGCAAUAGCCGUUGGCAACAACGUUGGUCUACUCUGCUCGGUAACAAACUUCAAUCUAUUAAACCGAGUAUAGGUUACUGGCCGUCUUCUUGUCACCAGUGUCGAGGUUGGGAGACUACUCUAUCCCGUCUUCGCAUUGGCCAUACUCGUCUUACUCAUGGUUAUCUCAUGGAGAGGCGCCCUGCUCCUCUCUCUGAGAAUUGUCAGGUUCCAUUAUCGGUUAGCCACAUCCUAUUAGACUGCCCACUUUAUCAACGAGCACGCAGAAUAUACCUCCAACAUCGUCUUCGCUUCGCUGCUCUCUUUACCUUCCCUUCUCGCUGAUGGACCCACCUUUAAUCCGGACACACUCUGACUUUUUGACAACCGACUUACUUCACAAACUCUGAUGAUACCUUCAGCCCUUUCUACCUCAAUCUCUUGCUGCCCUCUACCCCCGCACUAUCCCCUGCCUCGCUGUUCUCUAACCUACUAUCAUCCCUCCCCCCUUCUGCCGCCCAAUACCCUUGCUUGCUUCCUUCCCUACCCCCGCAGCGCUGUAUAGCUCUUGUGGUUUAGCGCUUCUUUUUGUUAUAUUUUUUUUUGUGAAUAAAAGUUCAAAAUGGAAAGUAUUUGCAAUAUAGGAAAGGCCUGAGGGCAUAACUAAUGAACAGAGGAAAUGUUUUAGGGCAAGAAAUGUAUGCAUUGUUUAUUUUAUUCUAUUUUUAAAUUGGCAAUUUUUUGUGUGAAAUUGGCCAGAUUACCAAUUAGAUUAUUUUAUUGGGUAGUUGAAAUAGUUAAAUGGACAGUUUUUUUUGUACUCGGUUGAUAGAAUGGAAGAAAUACUAGUGAAAUGCCUACAAGUUUGAUUGAUUGGAACAAUGGAAUUGACUUAAAAUAGGACUCAAAUUGGGCAAAAUUGCAGUUGCAUAUCGCAGACAGCUAACUUGACAAGAGCAUAAUUCCGUAAGUUUUCCAUCAAAUUUUGCACUUUUGGUUUCAUGACCGUUGGAAAAAAGAUUAUCACUUGACAAGAUUUUUUUUUUUUUUAAAUUCUUGGGCCCUGAGAGAAAUUCUUAGAACAGGCGUCUGGACCCUGAAAGGGUUAAGGGGCUCGAGUAUCCAGCAGGCUUGUGAAAGUUUUAGGAGUGAAUGGAUAGUAGUAUUUAACAAACCUACUGUUGGAGUGUGAGCAAGGUACCAUUCAUGAAGGGAUCCAAGGUAACUGAAAUCGAGUCAGAGGUGGGAAGGGCAGUGCCUGUACUCUGGAGGAAUAUAUUUCAGUUGGAUGAUAAUCUGAAUUGUGAUGUCAAUACACUUCUGGGAAGAUAGCAGUCUACUCGAGCAUAUUCCGUUAUUCCUGCCUGUUUACCCGGAGAGGUACUUUGAGUUUUUGCCCCAGCCUAAGAUAAUUCAAUCCACCAUUUCUUCUCUCACUUUGCCAUCUCUGAACCCAUGUUAGUUAUGAAAUUACUUCUCUCCUAGUGUUCUACUACUUGAAGAGAGGUAGAAACAAUGUCAUAGAAACUGGUCUAAGUCAAUGCUUUCUGGCUCUUUUCUUAAAUAUAAGGACUACAUGUGCUGUCUUCCAGAUAUCUGGCAACUGUCCAUUAACUUCCUGUAGAUCCUAGCUAGCGGUUCUAGUAGUAGUUCUGCUCCCUCUCGUAGAAUCUAUGGUGAAACCUUGUCAGGUCCCACUGCCUAUUAUGUAUUCAGAUCCAUCAGCAUUUUCUUUACCUUCCCUCAUGUUUAAUGUUGUUCAGUACCUGUUGAUGUACUCUGUCCCCUAGUCUUUCUGGUAUUGUCUGUUUCCACUGAGAAGACUUCUUCAGAUCGUUUGAUCAACACUUCACAGACUUUGUCAUUCCUUCUUAGUUAUCUGGUCUUUUACACUUGUCUAUGAAUAUAGGAAUGAUUAAAUUGGAUAUAAAAUGCUUGUCAAGAUGAAUAUAUCACAACAGCAGGCAGUACACAUACUAAAUUUAGAAAAUAAAAAUGUUUAGGGAGUAUCAAUGCAAACUUUAAAUUUGAAAAGGGCAGUUCAUUUCAUUUCAGUUCUUACUAUAGGCUACAAUGUUUUGGUGGUAAAGUAAGGUUAGAAUAAACCAUGAAUUCCUACAAAACUAAAUUUUUUUUAUUUUGCCUGACAUUACAUUAAUUCCAGCACAACCAUAACACCAAUAUACAUAUGGAAUGUAUUUAAGAUAAAAUGUCAAUAUAAAACUUAAGACUUUAAUCCAACACCAAUUUUUAUUUUUUACAUUUACACUAAAGCAGGACUGGGAAAUUAGACAAAAAACUUAUGCUGACAAUCUUAAACCACCCACCAUUAAAUAUUAUAUGACCUCCUGUAGCUAGACUCUAAUAAUAAUAAUCACUUUUACAAUAGAUUGGUUUUGUGUAAAUUCCUUUACACAUGAAAAUAAGGCAAUCAUCUAGAAAAUAUCUUUUGAAUCUCUUA
Cherax quadricarinatus is the source of this 14638-nucleotide messenger RNA. Lineage: Eukaryota; Metazoa; Arthropoda; Malacostraca; Decapoda; Parastacidae. The record is from RefSeq and is a predicted model, not a curated record.